AUGAGGACGCCUCCUCUUCCAUCGCCGGCCGAGGCCCCUUCGCCCGUCGCCGCUCCCCAGUCUCACCACCAUGGCUCCUCCCAAUCAAUCCCCGGUUUAAUUACCUCUCAAAACGACGGCUAUACUGUGGAUGGAAAUGCGACACCGGACAACACGAUCUGGAUGGCUAACUCUCUCUCCCCCAUGUUGCAUGAACAGACCGCCAAUCCACAGCGCAUACCAUCACCCACGAAGCAGGAUACGGAUCCUGGCAAGAGAUCCCCCGAGGAUCAGGGGCGGAGUUCCCAGACGUUGAAGGAAUUACGGAGGCAGAUGGAGGAGCUGCUUGUAUACCAACAGAUGCAGCAACAGUCUCACGUCCAGGACUCGUCCCACCUCUCAUCAUCAAACGCAGAUCCGAUUUCUUCCAGCCCUCCCGAACCAACGAGGAAGCGGCGCAUCUCCAAUGUGUCAUCUCCGAAAGCCGCGCCCACAUCCGCAGGAGCAAUGCCUUCUACUUCAUGUUCCGACUCGACUGGCUCGGGUGGCACGAUAAGAGCACUGGAUUCGCCUACCGAGAACGUUCCCGGGCAGACACCAUCCUAUCCGUUCCCCAAGAUGCAGCCUCAACCUUCCGCCAAACCUCCGCAUCACUCCGGUUUCAAUCCAGGUGCCUUCAAGCUAACUCUCCCGACGGAGAAAUUGAAAAUUCAUAUGGCAUCAUCGCAGUAUCCUGAGGAACGACAUCCGACUCCCGUGAAGACUCCCACAUCGAGCAGCAUCUUCCUUCCCCCCCAACACAAGCCCGUGGCUGAAGAUCCCACCUAUCCUAGUCCCAACCUGUAUGACCUGACGCUACAACUGAAUGCGGACCCCGGUCUGGAUGCGUGGUGGGCCAAUGUCGUCCACAUUCUACAAGAGCAUUUUGGUGCAGAGAGAGCGUCGCUAGCGGUACCCGGCGACGCGACGGAUCUAGAGAAUGUCCCAUGGGGCCAGAAGGCAGUCUUCGAUCAGAAUGCACCAGAGUCGCCGGAUCUGCAGCAACGCCAUUUCCAACGGGGGACGGUCGCAACCCGGGGAGGUUCUCCGAAAGCCAGCAACGAUGCGUCGAAGAAGAGUGAACAAGCAAAUGGAUCGGGAGUAGCAGCGAAACGGCCGUCGCUUUUGUCACGGCAUUCGUUCGCAGGCUUCGGGAAAGAGAGAAAGGAGACUACCUGGAGCGGUUCGGAUGCCUCUCAGAAAACAAAGCCUGAGACAGAACGAAACGAAGCCUCCACUAGCGAAGCGGACCAUGCCACGCCGUAUACACAGUCAUUCGACCCCAUGAAUCCGGACUACCGCCAUAGGCAGCUUGUUUUCCCCGCAACCAGACCGCUGGAAGUGGAAGCGGACCCGUUAAUAAAGAGGACGGGCGUCGUGAAGCUUUUUGGACGUACGGGUCCCGUUGUGUUAACUCGGGAGUACUCCGAAAACCUGAGCGCAGCACCCAAGUCGGAAGACGAAGUGGUCCAAACCCCCGAAGACAAAGUCCAAGUAACACCAACAGCCGAGCCUUCACAUCCGAUUCCACCCGCCCAUGUUGCUCGUACAAGAUCCGUAUCCAAUCCUGUCAUGCCGGGCUCUCUUUCUUCGCAGCCCCCGUUGAUGGAGCUUUUCGAUGAAUACGAACAAGUACCUCCGUCUCCCUGGUCCCAGUCCCCGGCUCCUUCCCCGGCGCCCAGGGCACAUGCAGAACAAAACCCCUUUUUCGUCAGUCAUGCGGUGGAUGAGAGCGCGUUCGCGAAACAUCCCCCGCAUCAUGACUAUUCCAAUCUACGGCCCCUGGAGGCCAUCGGUGUCGACCUCGCAAAAUCCGUGGUCCAUAUCCCGCUCUUGCACGCUGGACGGUCUAAACCUACAUCAUCCUCCACCUUGAGAUUUCCCGUUGCUAUUAUCUCAAUCCUCUCUCCGAUAAUGCCCUACCCGGCCAACCUUAGGCAGUCGUUGGCCUACCUUAUGCCGCAUCUGACAACGUCCUUCUGCUUGGCUCAGCAAUACAGCCAGUUGGAGCGCCAGGUUGCCUCACGCCUCGAGGCUCCUCGUUACGGUCAUCUGCUUGGGUUAGGGGGAACAUUUUCUGACGAGAGCAGUGAGUUGGAACUAGUUGCUGGGCUCAGUGGACAUGUUAACUAUACCAUCGCUGAUGACGGUUCUUUGUCCGCACGAGCCAGUCUCUCCAGUCCUGAUGAACGAUCGAAUUCGACCAAGUUGAGUCCCUGCAUAUCUGGCUUUGGAACUCCCGGAAUCGACCUCACCAGUAUUGGAGCGGGUGCUCUUCAUAAUUCCACCGAAUCACCUGGGCUCGCUGUCAAGCUUGGUAAUGAUAGCGUGGACAGCUAUUUCAAUGUCCAACAGUCCAAGAGCUUCCGCGAAGCCAUAACGCGAAACCAUCGGCUUUCCAAGGCCAAGCAGAGUGCCACUUCUACACCCACAUCUCCCGGGAAACCAUGGGGCAAGCCUCCAGGAGAAGAGGAGGCAACCACUGCUGCUGUCGAUCAGAGUAUACCGGUGACAUCUCCGCUGCAAGAUUUAAGAGGUCCGUCGGUUAUAUCGCCGACGCAGAAUCCACCACGUCAUCCGUCGGCCAACUCGUUUUACGCCCAGCUGCCGCGGGAAUUGCCCCGCCCUUUUACCGACACGGUGGCGCAAUUGAUGCUGAACUCAGUUCCGUUACACCUCUUCCUCGCCAAGCCCCAGAGUGGAGAGGUAAUUUGGACGAACUCCAAGUUCGAUGCAUAUAGAAGAAGCCAGCCCCAGGAGCAGAAGCUACGCGAUCCAUGGCAGAACAUCCAUAGCAGCGAACGCGAACAUGUUUCCCAGGAGUGGGCAAAUGCCCUGCGGACGGGUUCGCAGUUCACCGAACGAGUCCGUGUCAGGCGCUUCAAUGAUGAGUCUGCCUACCGUUGGUUCAUCUUCCGAGCCAACCCUUUACUGUCCGCCACGGGAGAAGUGUUGUAUUGGAUUGGCUCGUUCUUGGAUGUCCAUGAGCAGCAUAUUGCUGAACUGAAAGCCACGCAGGAGCGAGAGAAGUUUGCGAUCGACGCCAAGUACCGCGCCUUUUCGAAUUCAAUCCCGCAAGUCGUGUUUGAGGCGACGGAGUACCGUGGCCUGAUAUUCGUAAACGAACAAUGGCAUCUCUACACGGGCCAGAAGUUAGAGGAAGCGCUCAAUUUUGGCUUUGCGAAACACGUCCAUCCUGAUGAUAUGGAGAAAUGUGGAUUGCUUUCAUUGUACCUUGCACAGUCCGAAAAGGAAGCCAUAUCAGAGACCGCCGAGAAAUUGACCGACCUGGUGACAACGGCGCCUAAGGAACGGCCUUUGAGCCACGGUGUUACUCCCGCACUGGAUGAACUUGUGAGGCGUGGAGUUGCUUCCUUACAAAAGGAUGAGAAUGGACGCGUUUUCUACUCGACAGAAAUCCGACUCCGCUCCAAAGGCGGUGACUUCAGAUGGCACCUUGUACGCUUGGUUCGAGUCGAGACUAGCAGCUUUGGAAGCGGAGAGGCUUCUUGGUAUGGAACGUGCACUGAUAUCAACGAUCGCAAGAACCUCGAGAGGGAGCUUAACAAAGCGAUGCAACAAUUGAACAACCAAAUGGAGUCGAAGACGAAGUUUUUCAGCAACAUGUCGCAUGAAAUUAGAACACCGCUGAACGGAAUCCUCGGGACCAUUCCUUUCAUUCUGGACACGCAACUGGACACCGACCAGAGACGAAUGCUUGAUACUAUCCAGAACAGUUCGACCAAUCUGCGAGAGUUGGUGGAUAAUAUCUUGGAUGUCUCGAGAGUUGAAGCAGGCAAGAUGUCUUUGGUCAACUCAUGGUUCCAUGUGCGGUCAGUCAUCGAAGAUGUGAUCGAUACGGUGGCCUCAAGGGCUAUCGACAAGGGUCUUGAGAUCAACUACUUGAUGGAUGUGGACGUUCCCCCAAUGGUGAUCGGUGAUAGAUUCCGCAUCAGACAAGUCCUCAUCAACCUCGUGGGUAACGCAGUCAAGUUCACUGCUCAAGGGGAGAUACACAUAUGCUGCUCUAUCUACCAUGAGCCUACUGCGGUCACUAAAGAAACGGAGUUGUUGUUGAACUUCGACGUCGUGGACACUGGGAAAGGAUUCAGUGCAAGAGAUGCCGAACGCUUGAUGCAAAGAUUCAGUCAACUUGGGCAGAAUGGCUCACAACAGCAUGCUGGCAGUGGACUGGGGUUGUUCCUGUCAAAGCAGCUGGUCGAGAUGCAUGGCGGUAAACUGACCCCAAGCAGUAAGGAAGGCCAGGGCGCCAAGUUCUCGUUCUACGUCAAAGUGGACGCUCCUCCACCACCAUCACCAGAUGAGCCCCGGCUUCCUCGACAUUCGUCAGCGGUAUCGGAAGCGUCUGGGUUGCCAUCCAAGUCCAGCUCUCUCCAGAAGUUGCUUUUCUCAUCGAGAGACUCUAUCGAUUCCAGGGCUCCAGGCACCCCAGAACUGGCAUCUGCUCUUGAGUCUCCACUUUCGCAGCCGCCAAGCACUUCUGAUCCUUCCGUGCGCUUUGCGUUAAAUAGCUUCUCCGAACGAUCUUCGAUGUCGUCCGCACUUCCCACGCCUGAACUCCAUGCGGUAGAUCCGCUAACCAAGGUGGAUAUGGCAAAACCGGCCGCCACUCAGACCGACAGCAACCCCGAGUCCCCUACUUCCACAAAGCCGCCGCCUUUGGAGCCAGGAGUUGACGCCUCUUCAUCACACCCUCCUUAUUCAAUCCUCAUCCUCUGCCCUCUGGAUAACACACGGAAAGCUAUUCAACAACACAUUGAACAAGUCGUACCUCUCGAGAUUCCCUUUUCCAUCACGACAAUCCCUGAUGUUGAAGACUGGAGGGAUUCGAUAAACGAUUCUUCUGCUAAGCCCACGCACCUGGUUCUGAAUCUGCCCAGCGUUGAUGACGUGUUGGAUGUGAUGCAGUAUGUUUCGGAGUGUGACCCAGGUUCCGCGCCCUCGCUCGUUGUCAUCUCGGACCUCUAUCAAAAGCGACAAAUCAACUCGAGAAUCAAAGAACUGUCGUCUAGUGGAAGGCGCGUCUACACGGUGCCCAAACCUGUGAAGCCUUCUGCGUUUUCGGCCAUUUUUGACCCCGACAACCGACGGGACCUGAGCAAGGAUCGAAACCAGGAUAUGGCUCGGGAGAUUAAUAACAAUUUCAAGACCAUGUCGAAGAUGGUCAAAGAGGUUAUUGGGAACAAAGGGUAUCGGAUACUUUUGGUUGAGGACGAUGAAACCAAUCGCAUGGUCAUGAUGAAGUACCUUGACAAGAUCAAGGUUAUGGCCGAAACAGCUGCGAAUGGUGAGGAAUGUACGGGCAUGGUGUUUUCGAAGGAACCGGGCUACUAUUCUCUCAUCAUUUGUGACAUCCAAAUGCCCGUGAAGAAUGGUUAUGACACUUGUCGCGAGAUUCGUGCCUGGGAAUUACGAAACCAUUACCCACAGAUCCCUAUCAUGGCUUUAUCCGCAAACGCCAUGACCGAUCAGAUCGAAGACGCCGCUCGCGCAGGUUUCAACGACUAUGUCACGAAGCCCAUCAAACACAAUGAGCUUGGCAAGAUGAUGAUGGGACUUCUGGACCCCAGCCGACCUUUACUCCUACUCCGGGACCGCCUGAAGGCUGAUCAAGAGGGCAUCCAUCGCGAAGAAUAG
Molecule: messenger RNA, 5676 nt
Organism: Aspergillus terreus NIH2624
Lineage: Eukaryota; Fungi; Ascomycota; Eurotiomycetes; Eurotiales; Aspergillaceae
Gene: pkhB
Product: putative sensor histidine kinase/response regulator
Exons: 3
Coding region: 1-5676 (1891 amino acids)
Biological process (GO): protein autophosphorylation; phosphorelay signal transduction system
Molecular function (GO): histidine phosphotransfer kinase activity; phosphorelay sensor kinase activity
Source: RefSeq, a predicted model, not a curated record